Messenger RNA from Acomys russatus (golden spiny mouse), 388 nucleotides. It is a transcript of the gene Sptssb, whose product is annotated as serine palmitoyltransferase small subunit B. Gene Ontology annotation, biological process: ceramide biosynthetic process; endoplasmic reticulum organization. Lineage: Eukaryota; Metazoa; Chordata; Mammalia; Rodentia; Muridae. The transcript has 2 exons. Bases 96 to 326 code for a protein of 76 amino acids. The record is from RefSeq and is a predicted model, not a curated record. Gene Ontology annotation, molecular function: serine C-palmitoyltransferase activity. Gene Ontology annotation, cellular component: serine palmitoyltransferase complex.
AUUUACACCAGAUUGGUCAGAGAAGAAUCAAAGCUACUACCAGGCCUGGAUCCUCCUAGACGGCGGGCAGACUUUCCACGGCUUGAGGAAGAACCAUGGAUUUCAAGCGUGUGAAGGAGUAUUUUGCCUGGCUCUACUAUCAAUACCAGAUCAUCAGCUGCUGUGCUGUCAUGGAGCCCUGGGAGCAAUCUAUGAUCAACACCAUCGUCCUGACCAUUGUCGCUAUGGUGGUAUACACCGCCUAUGUAUUCAUCCCCAUCCACAUUCGCCUAGCUUGGGAGUUUUUCUCCAAAAUAUGUGGCUAUGGCAGUUCCGUUUCUAACUGAUCUCAUCUGAAUUGUGAGAUGGCAUAAUGUAUUCUCGUUGCUUACAACUUACUGACUUUGGG